Messenger RNA from Serinus canaria (Common canary), 2682 nucleotides. RefSeq names its product interleukin 12 receptor subunit beta 1 (gene IL12RB1). The record is from RefSeq and is a predicted model, not a curated record. Gene Ontology annotation, molecular function: protein binding. Lineage: Eukaryota; Metazoa; Chordata; Aves; Passeriformes; Fringillidae.
UUCUCUUUUGUUUUUGGUAAAAGUGGGGCAUGCACUCACGUCUAGGGCUCUGCCCCGCCUGGGAACGGCACGCUCUCAGCAGAAGAGGAAACCCCAAGAGCGGGAAGCUGCGCUGAGCACCGGGGCUGUCGCCACGGCCGAGAGGGGCACCGAGGGGUGCGGGGGGAUCGGGCAGCCGGGAAGGGCAGCGGAGCCCCGGUCCGGGGUGGCACAGCCCCGGUGGGCGAUGCUGGGCUGGCUGCUGGCGGCGCUGGCGGCGCUGGUGCAGGGCGGCACCCUGGCAGCCCACGUCUCCUGCUGGAUGAAAUGCAGCACCCCCAAGCCUUUCCACUGCUCCUGGCCGCCCCUCGGCCCGGCCGGCAACACCUCCUACAUCCUGAACCUCUGUUUUGAGAAGCGUGGCCUGUGCAGACGGUUUGAGGCGGGCACGGCCACCAACUACAGCCCCUCACGUAGCCAAGUGUACAUCUUUGAUAACACCACGGCCUGGGUGGAGGCACACUGGGGGGACCAGGUCCACAGGACCCCCAACCACACCCUGCCCCUCAACGAGGCUGUCAAACUGGAUGCACCUCGCACUGGGAUGUCCUUCUCCGAGACCGGAGGCCAGCUGAGGGUGAGGGUGCCACAGCCACAGUGCAACAGCCUGAAGCAGCCACUGAAGCAGCCCCCACAGCACGAGGCUCGCUUCUGGAGGGCGGGAGACAGCAGCUGGACACAGGUGACAUGUGAGACAGUGAUGGUGACUGCUAAAGAAAACUCAGUGACCUGUGCCCUGGGGGUCAAUGGCACCUUCGUGGUCCAGCUCCGGCACAAGCCUCCCCACUGGAGCAGCUACUGGAGUGACUGGAGCAGCAACAUCUCUGAGGGAAUCCUGAGGAGGCCGGUGCUGAGCCAUCAGCUGGGCAAACUGGGGAGAGACGGGCAGCGGGUGCUGAGGCUGAGCUGGCAGCCAGUCCUCAUGGAGCGAAAGGAUGUCACCUACAGGCUGAACAUCAGCAUGCUGGCGUGUGGCUGUGCAGGGUCAGAUGAGGAGGACACGGUGGAGCUGGGCGGGGAGGUGACAGAGCACAACCUCACCCUCUCCGGGGCGGAGUACGAAAUCCUGCUGACCGCCGCCAAUGCCGCGGGGCAGGGGCCGGCGCAGCAGCUCCGUGUGCCGGCAGAGCAGCUCGCAGGUACCCGCUGAGCUCCCCCGGCAGCCCCCAGGGCGUUUUUUUUUUCCAGCUACCCCGAAUAUUCCCCAUUUCAUCCAGAUCUCAGCUUCAAGGAGAUCAGCGUGGCCGGCAGCACCGUGACUGCGCAGUGGGAAGCGCCGGUGCCCGGAGAUGCUUUCUGCUUCGAGCAGCAGACCCUGUCAGAGCCUCCGAAACAGGGAGUCUGCAUCCAGCAGGAAUUCCCUGCCAACAGCAUCCACGAGCAGAGAGGAGCGCUGGGAGCGCGGGGCUGUCACCUCCUCGCCGUGCACGGCCGGGACACGGAGCGGGGCUGGGCCACCUUCGCCCUGUGGCACCGCUACAGCAGCAACGAUUCGCUGGACGUGCCCUUCAACAUCAGCACCGGGGAUACCGAGGCUGUAGUCCGCUGGGAGCCGUCCCCACGGGCCGCCUGCCCCGGCGCGCUGGCCAAGUACCUCGUGUGCCACGUGGCCGAGGGGGACAACGUGACCUACAGUGAAGUGGAUGCCACGGCAUCAAACUACACACUUCAAAACCUCCAGCCUGGCACAGGCUACAGGGUGGGGGUUUGGGAGGUGACAGAGGACAGCGAGAGGACCUGCAGUGCUUGGUGGCCCUUCCAGACCAAGGCGCUGGGUCCCCAGGGAGCACCGUGGAGUGGCAACCUGAGCUACCUGGGCAUCUGGCUUGGUGUCCCCGCUGCAGCUGCCAUCUACCACCUGAGCAAAAGGAGGGCUCGCCGCCUCCUCUUCCCACCCCUUCCCAAGCCCGCGGGCACCAAAGCCAUCCAGUUCUCGGCCGGAGAGAUGAGCCAGGGCCAGCCACGGACAGGCCUCCUGGAGCCCUCGGAGAGGUUCAACCCAGCCGAGCUGCUGCUGAAGGAGCCGAAUGCCAGAGAGGAGACGACUGACACGGGCACCCAGGGUGCGGUGCCACUCCCCGACGUGUCGCAGCCCGGCCCCGCGCUGGAAAAGCCGGCUACAGUGAUGAUGUCCCCGCUGAGCUGUGGGGAGGAGCUGCCCUUCGCCUACCGCAGGCAGGAGAUGCUGAGCCCGGUGGGAUCUCCACCCUCCGGCAGCACCAGCUGCACCGGGCACCCACCCGGAGAGGAGGAGGAGGAGGAGGAAGAGGAGGGAAGGCAGGGGCUGCAUCAGCCGCUGAUCCCCAUUGCCCUGCUCAUCUCCGACAAACCCAUCAUCAUCAGGGGUGAGGAAGGAUGGGAUCCCCCGCCGGAGAAGGUGCCGCAGCCAUCGGCAGGCUGGAGCGGCGGGGACGGGCACGGGGUGUCCCCUGCAGGGCGGAGUGUCUGUGUGGGACGCUGAGGGCCCAGUCCGGGGGUGGCACCGGCACUUCCAGGGGGGUUUCUGGUUUCCAGGGCACGAAGGUGAUGCCUCUGGAUGCAGCAUUGCACCAGGACAGGUUUUGCCGUGUAAUUUCCAGCCUCAACCUUUCACUGGUGAUAAAACCCGAGCGAAGGCGGCUGCAGAGUCUGGACAGGACCGAG